GCCAUCAAGGGCAUGCAUAUCCGAAAAGCCACCAAGCAUGUGAAACAUGUCACUUUGCAGAAGCAAUGUGUGCCAUUCCCACACUACAAUGGUGGGGUUGGUAGGUGUGCCCAGGCCAAACAGUGGGGCUGGACACAGGGUCGGUGGCCCAAGAAGAGUGUUGAAUUUCUACUGCACAUGCUUAAAAAGGCAGAGACUAAUGCUGAACUUAAGGGUUUAGAUGUAGAUUGUCUGGUCAUUGAGCACAUCCAGGUGAACAGAGCCCCCAAGAUGUGGCAAAGAACUUACAGGGCUCAUGGUCAGACUGACCCAUACCUGAGCUCUCCCUGCCACAUUGAGAUGAGCCCCACGGAAAAAGAGCAGACUGCUCCUACACCAGGAGAGGAAGUUGCACAGAAGAAAAAGAUAUCCCAGAAGAAACAGAAGAAACAAAAACUUAUGGCCCGGGAGUAAAUUCUGCACAAAGCACAGGCAAAUAAAAGUCAAGU
Messenger RNA from Lynx canadensis (Canada lynx), 488 nucleotides. Its product is annotated as 60S ribosomal protein L17-like. The coding region runs from base 13 to 453 and encodes 146 amino acids. Gene Ontology annotation, biological process: cytoplasmic translation. The transcript has a single exon. The record is from RefSeq and is a predicted model, not a curated record. NCBI's taxonomy places the organism in Eukaryota, Metazoa, Chordata, Mammalia, Carnivora, Felidae. Gene Ontology annotation, cellular component: ribosome; cytosolic large ribosomal subunit. Gene Ontology annotation, molecular function: structural constituent of ribosome.